AUGCAACCACCUGGGCGAAAAACAUUACUAUCGACGAUACCACCAAUAAGGGAUCCGAUCCACUGGGUUUCGGCCAGAGGCAAAACAUACAGAAAGGUUAAAUCCGAUGAGGAAAACGACGGCACCUUUCUCCGCAUAUGUGAGACCUGUCAGUCUGGAGAUCGAGCUAUUUUCGAAGUAGCGAGUACCGACAACAAGGCUACCUUCACUGUCGCCUUAAUUGUCUUUCUCCAGAAAGAGGAAUGCGACCCAGGCCAUGCGGGUGGUUCAUCAACGCUUCUCUAUAGCCCAAACCCAAGCGCCAAUAGACCUUUGGAGAUGGAUUCUGCGAUGCCAUGGGUUAUCUUGCAAGCUCCCUCCAGGCGGGUCCGUUUGUCGACUGGCGAUUCGACAAUGAAGACAUAUCCGCUGAGCUUUACCGCAACAAUCGGCGAAACAUUGCAGAAAUAUAUCCGAGUGUGGAACAAGACUUUGCGGAAACUCCGAGCUGUCGAGCAAGCAGUUAUCUUCUUGCACCAACAAGAGGGGCCGACCCGACCUGGUGGUAGCCAUACUGCGGCAUUUGUCGAACUUGCCGGUGGCGACGAAAGUAGGUCGCAAUAUAUUUUUGGAGAUAGAUUCUGCGGUGCUGAAGGUGUCUGGCGAGGGACGCUUCAAGCCGGAUUACAUAUUCGUUGCGGGUUUGACAAGUGCCCCAAGGCAAUGGAGACGUACCGGCUGAACUUCACUUCAGCAGUCGGGGAGACAUGCGAAGUGGCACACUUCCUCACCAACGACUCCGAGGAUAUCAUUGUUGAUAUCUUGCACUUCUCUCCUCCUUGUCAGACGUUCUCUUCCGCUAAGACAAUUGCUGCGGCCACUGACAGCGCCAACGAGGCCUGUAUUUUUUCAUCCCGCGAGCUCCUACUUAAGAUUAAACCGCGAGUAGCCACUAUGGAAGAGACGUCCGGCCUUCAAGAGAGGCACAAGGAGUUCCUCUAUGCGACGAUUCACACCUUCGUCGACCUCGGAUACUCUAUCCGAUGGAAGUUCUCGGAGGCGAUCCAAUAA
This is a messenger RNA of Coccidioides immitis RS, 1050 nucleotides long. Its product is annotated as C-5 cytosine methyltransferase DmtA. Bases 1 to 1050 code for a protein of 349 amino acids. The transcript has 5 exons. Gene Ontology annotation, molecular function: methyltransferase activity. Gene Ontology annotation, cellular component: nucleus. The record is from RefSeq and is a predicted model, not a curated record. NCBI's taxonomy places the organism in Eukaryota, Fungi, Ascomycota, Eurotiomycetes, Onygenales, Onygenaceae.